AGAGCAUCAGACACACAGCAGAAGUAAGGUUCCAGAUCUCAGGCUCUGACCCUUCAUGGCCACUCGCUCAUCCUGCCGAAUCCAGCUACGACAAAGGCCACUUUUCUUUGUCGCUCACAGCUUUGGUGGCCUCAUUCUUGCACAUGUAAGACCGACAAACCAUCAUUACAUUGUGGUUAAGCUGACCAAGUGACCAUGAUUCCCAGGCUCUUAUUCAAGCCAAACUCAAAAGCGAUAGAUUUGAUCCGGAUAUGACCGCACUGGUCAAGGCCACCUACGGUAUCUUCUUCUUGGGCACUCCCCACAAAGGUCCCUGGGUCGAAGACAUGGCGAGUAUGCUCAACAAGGUUGACCCCAAUCAUCCGCGACUGGACCUUGUCGAGCAAUUGCGUUGCAACUCCCGGGCCCUGGAGGAUCAGAUUGCGGAUUUUAAGAACAUCUGCCACAAAUACAAGAUCGUCAGCUUCUACGAGACACAACAAACGAGAAGAUUACAUUGGGGACGAAGCUGCUCAGAGCUUCAAAAGGAGCGGUGAUUUCAUGUUGUCUGUCCAUACGGGCUCAGCACUGCUACAGUUGCCCGACACAAUGGAGGAAAAGGUCACAGUCGACGCCGAUCACUCGGACAUAGCCAAGUUCAGCGAUAGACGCGCCCAUCCAUAUGUAACAGCACUGCGUUACUUGAAGAAGUUUGAGGCAGAAUCGGUGGCAGAGGUUUCCCGAAGGUUCAAGAACAGUUUUGCACAAAACAGUUAGUGUGGCACGCGAGAAAGAUCGAUGUGCAAAUGGAUACAUAAUAACAACAUGAUUAGACAAAGAGGCCUGCUUGUCAACU
Molecule: messenger RNA, 835 nt
Organism: Neurospora tetraspora
Lineage: Eukaryota; Fungi; Ascomycota; Sordariomycetes; Sordariales; Sordariaceae
Exons: 2
Coding region: 252-536 (94 amino acids)
Source: RefSeq, a predicted model, not a curated record